Messenger RNA from Cavia porcellus (domestic guinea pig), 2332 nucleotides. RefSeq names its product proline-rich protein 2-like. Bases 1764 to 2198 code for a protein of 144 amino acids. Lineage: Eukaryota; Metazoa; Chordata; Mammalia; Rodentia; Caviidae. The record is from RefSeq and is a predicted model, not a curated record. The transcript has a single exon.
CACUCGAGGGCUCCCUGGCCUCCUGCCUCCCACGGGCCUUGCAGCUGCCUGUCAGAGGCAGCCAUGCCUCUGCUCCCUCCAGGGACAGUCCUCGGGGCGCUGCAGUGUUCCCCAGUGCACAUCUGAGGGCGUGCCCGAGGCCUCUUCCGGUCCUUGUCUUCAUCCUCAUCCUCGUCCCCAUACUCGUCCUCGUCCUGGGAAAGUCCUCUGAGUGCCUUCUCUGCCCCCAGAUCCCGGCCCUGGCCCCGUGGCCAACAGCAGCUCCCGCGGCUCCUCCCCAGCGAAGGACAUGGACAACGCCAAGGUGAGCCUGGAGCCCGUGCAUGGGCCCAAGCCGCUCCAUGUGCCUUCGGUUUCCACUCUGUUCUCCAGCUGGCCUGGGCGUGAUGACCCCGCUGACUAGGUCACCAUCUGACUGGGCCUUCACUAAGGCUCGGGCCGCGUGCUGAGUGCUGGAGCACAGCACACCUCACGCCCCUGCCUUGAGUGUUUGGUCAAGCAGGACUUGACCUCACAGUACCCAGAGCCCACCUGCAGUUCCCUAGCAGUCCUCCCACCUCAGCCUCCCGAGUGCGGGAUGACCGGUAUGCAUCGCCACACUCGCGUGCGCUUGAAUUUUGGGAGCAGCUGUUGGGGUCCUCAGGGUCUGUGCUAGGCAGACCCCUUGCAAUGAUGGGGAUGAGGUGGGCGUGGGCUCUUGUGGGAGUGGGGAGCCAGUUCCAGGGCCCCCUGAAUCCGACCCCGGGCGGCCCAGGCUGCUGUGCCUCCUGGUCCUUAGGCUGAUGCCUUGGCAGCCUUCACACCGCAUGGGGCCGCCUGCAAUGGUCAGAGCUCCAUGGACUGCCUCCCAAGCAGCCCAGGCACAGGCGCCUCCGCCAGCCCCUCCCUGUGCAGUGUCAACAGGCCGAGGUAGCUUCCUGUUCUCCCCAGAUACCCCGGGACCCUGGGAGCCCUUGUGCCGCCCCUGUCGUGCCCAGGGCCACGCUCAUGCUGGCAAGAGUGCAGCGAGCUGGUGCAGCGCCCCGCUGGCACCUCUGGAGCUCAUCUCUGCACACAAGUGGGGCAGCGUGGUGACCAUGCUCGAUGCUUGGCUUGCUACUCAAGAGGGGCCAGUAGGGUCCGGGAUCCCUUGACUCCUCUUGGGACGGGCAACCGGUUCACUGCCGAGCUCUAAACUGGGCCUGCUUCUGUUCGCAGGUGAGCAUGGCCGUGAAGGGGCCCCCAGCCCAUCCAGGGCCCCCGUUCCUGGGAGGCCCCAUGCCGUCCCACGUGGACUAUGGGUCGCCGCCGCCACCACUGCUCUGCAGAUCCUUCGGGCCUCGGCCGAUGUCUCCUAGGCCACCGCAACCAUUCGGUACCGUAGGACACUUGGGCCGGCACCACCGCCUACCCUGUCCUCUCGCCUGCCCUGUCCUCUCUCCUCACCUGUCCUGAUUGGCAGCUGCAGCCCGCCUGACUUGAAGCACGAGGCCCAGCACUCUGAGCCCAGUGCAGCCUCCACAGCUGCUUGGACCAGAAGGGCCCUUUCGGCAGAGCGAAAGCCAGUCUCAGCGGGGUGGUCACCUGGGACGCCACAGGCCGCUGGCAGUGGGAGAAGGGAGGGUCAGGCUGUGGUUGAGCCUUACUGAGCCUCAGUUUUCCUUAUCUGUGAUGUCCAGUGCAUCACUCGACUUCCUGGCACAGGGGAAGGGAAACCCUUUCAGCAGACCUGGGCUGCUCCUCAGGACGUGUCCGCAUGUCCCUCUUGCUUUCCAGUUGCACGCAUGGGCCCACCACUGGGCUUAAGAGACUAUGCGCCCGGCAUGCUGCCCGGACGCCACGACCUGCCGCUACAUCCCCGCGAGUUCUUGCCUGGACCUGUGCCAUUCAGGCCUCCAGGCCCGCUCGGCGCCCGAGCAUAUUUCAUUUCGGAUCUGCGAAUGCCACCCGCUGGACUCCAAGACUACCGACCACCACCUGCCGGGCCCCAGGAUAACCCACCGAUGCCUGCCGGGCCCCAGGACAACCCACCACCGCCUGCCGGGCCCCAGGACUACCAACCACCAAGUGCCGGGCUCCCGGACUACCCACCGCCGCCUGCCCGGCCCCACGACUACCCACCACCGCCUGCGGGGGUCCCAGGAAAACCCACCACCAAGUGCCGGGCCUCAGGACCAUGGAUGGCCGCCCUCUGCGAGCCUAAACUUCGCAUGCUGUGACAUUCCCAGAGCCGACUUCGGUGAGCCUCUCCAGGGCCUCGAGUCCUGGGACUCCAUGACAGCAUGCUGCAUUGCCCCGAGCAUGGUUCCCUGGACUCUGGUACAGAGCCCGGGCACUCCUGGCUCGGGUUUCC